CAGGAGCUGGGUCCUCAGAAAGCCGUCAGUCAUCGUAUUAGAAUAGAAUCAAGACGAAAUUAACGUAACAAUGAAUGUCGAUAAUGAAGUCAAAAUGCUGGUAGAGGAGAUUCAGCGACUGGGCACUAAAGGUGCUGAUGGUCAAAUCAAAGUAGCAUUUGGGGUCCUAUUUCAAGACGACCGGUGUGCCAACAUCUUCGAGGCGUUGGUGGGCACCUUGAGGGCGGCCAAGAAGAGAAAGUUGAUCAAUUUCGAGGGCGAGUUGCUGCUGCAGGGCAUCCAUGAUAAGGUUGACAUCGUCCUGCUCGGAGAAUGAGGACAAAAUUGUUAUCAGACUGUCUUCUAGCGGCUUACUGAACCCUCUCAAAUACCCGAGCUUCUGCCCUCUACCGGCUUGUCACUGAGCUUCUGUUUUCAGUUCUCUUCCUUCAUGCGCAGGGCUCAGUAUUUGAGUUCAAACCGAUGAGAUCAAACAGCUGGCAUGUCUGCAUAUGCUUUAAUUUUACUCUACUUCGCCAAACUGUAUCACAAAGAGUAAUUUGAGAAUAUUUUAGGUUUUCAGAGACUGAAAAACCGCCACAUUCAUGGUUUCAGAUGACUGGGAAAAUAUGUGUUCAUCUCCUUCUCAGGCACUGCUGUUAUCAACCACGGGUCUGAAAUGUGAUUUUGAUUCACUUUUAAGAUUAAAGGGCCAAAUCAGGAAUGUAAUCUUACUUUUUUAUUUAUUUACAAAGUUACAAACCAAAUGGCUCUGUUGAUGGUGUUGGGAGGAGGGAGACAUGGAACAAGACACUUUGAUAGACUUCUUCAUAUAUUUUUAUUAGAGCACUAUGACCUUGACAUAUUGUUUGUAAUGGAUACUUUUUCAGAAAGCUGUAAAAAAAUUGACCUUAUCAGCCUCAAGUGGCAAUGGGAGUUAAGACAUCAGAACUUAUAAAGCAUAUCAUGUGUCUUCUUAUUUAAUCGAGUUGAUUAGGUCUAUCAGUAGAGCGUGUUUCCACCAACAGUGUCGCCAAAAAGCAGUUGGUUCAUUUAUUGUUUACAUGAGCCAUUUCUACUACCUCUUGUGGACUUUGUAAAAUGACCUUAUAAGACCAGUGCUCUUGGAAAUACAAGAACAAUUCCUUCAUGGAAACUACAGAGACAAGUGCAUUUCAAGACAGACUUUUCCACCUUUUUGUACUCGAUGCAAUCUACUAGUCGUAGUUUUUAUUCCAUCUUUUUACAUGUGGUCAAAAGUAAAGUUUUUCUGCUAAACAAGCUCUAAAACUUGCCUUUUGUAAGAAACAGUUGAUGAGCAAAUGGCGAAUGUAUUUCUUGUGCAAUCUUUAUUAGGGUAUAAUAAUUACAGGGUGAUUGGUGCCAGAUGCAAAAGAUGAAUAUUGUGAUGUUUCUCAGGACCAAAUCGACGGAACCAAAAUAUGUUUAAAUGUCCUGUUUCUGAAAUUAGUCUUAUUUGUGACAAGAUCUCUAGAGCAUUUAUAGUUUUAUUGUUUAUAUCUUUUUAUUUUACCAAUCUUUGUUCUGUACUGUCGGUCAAAUGUAAUACUUGCAGAUCAGGCGAGAUAAAUUUGCUUGGUUUCGACAAGCAUUCCCAGCUUUGUAUAAAGGUCCAUAUUGGUCAAAAUGAAAUUAAUAUAUCAUAUAAAUAGAUACAGACAAAAUAUGUAAUUAGACAUGAAUUUGUGAAACAAUCCUAUAUAUUUUUUUAAAACUCUGAUCAAUAUAAUAAAUCUGUUAUUCGUGAUUGUGUUUCUCCCCCCCCCCCCAAUAUUAUAUACAUAUUUUUUCUUUUUAAAAAGACUUCAAAAUGUACAUAUUUCAAAGUAACUAUUACAUAUUGGCUGUUCACGCAGUCAGACCAAAGAAACAGCCAAUCGCGUACCUGGCUCUGCGUCUUGUAUAAAUUCCCUUAAAGACUAACAAUCUCCACAUAUGUUGCCUGAUUGUAACACGUCAUAUGGCAUUCGUUGUGAUUACCUGCAUAAUAUCAAGAUUUAUAUCGUAACAACUCGACCUGUGACACCUCGCCUCCUCUGCAAGUUUUAUGAGAACCAUUUCACACUCACUGCUGUUGUAUCCACUGAGCAUAUUGUUGUUGUUGCUCAGGUGUUUGCUGUUUUGUUUCAGCUUGACUUGAAUGAUGUCUUUUUUUCUUCUGCACCCAAUAAUAGGACAUUGUGCUCUUCACAGCGUUGGUGGAUUAAAAAUGUGUUUAAAUCAGGACAACUGAAUGAAAAGAAUGUGUGUGCCGAUCAUGAAUGAAGCUGAAAUGUAGCCUUAAACACAAUUGAAAUCAUUAGAAUACAAAACAAUAGAGGCAAAGUAGAAGACUGAAAGGUCAUGGAAUUAUUGGAGAAAAGCAAGAGUUGGGAAGAAACAUGCUGCCUGCAUCACUGUCGUUUGUAAUUGUCCUGCUGAUGAUCAUAAAUGCACAUUACAGCACAAGUUAACACUGACCAUGGGAGACCGUUAUGAUCCGAGCAGUGCUAAUACCUCAAGCCAUUGAACUGUGAACUCGUGAUGUGUUCAUGUGCGUCAUUACUGUCUUUUUGUAUUGGCGAUAACACAUUCCGAAACGAAUAAAGGUUUCUGUUACUGCGGAAUAAACACACAAAUAAAAAUAUUUACACUUGAA
This is a messenger RNA of Pseudoliparis swirei, 2638 nucleotides long. It is a transcript of the gene abracl, whose product is annotated as ABRA C-terminal like. The record is from RefSeq and is a predicted model, not a curated record. The transcript has 3 exons. NCBI's taxonomy places the organism in Eukaryota, Metazoa, Chordata, Actinopteri, Perciformes, Liparidae. Bases 71 to 316 code for a protein of 81 amino acids. Gene Ontology annotation, biological process: regulation of actin filament-based process.